Molecule: messenger RNA, 6156 nt
Organism: Coregonus clupeaformis (lake whitefish)
Lineage: Eukaryota; Metazoa; Chordata; Actinopteri; Salmoniformes; Salmonidae
Product: ankyrin-1-like
Exons: 42
Coding region: 205-5886 (1893 amino acids)
Biological process (GO): signal transduction
Molecular function (GO): protein binding
Source: RefSeq, a predicted model, not a curated record
CAACACUAGCAGCAUCUCAUUUGUGGCUGCUGGGGGCUCGGUCGCUAGAGCACCAAGCUCCGGCUCACACAGACACAGGCGCUCCCAGCGCCACCAUCACACACACGCAGUGGCAGCCAAAGCCGUCGUUAGAGCCUGGGCUGGGGCAGGGACAGGUACCAAUACUGUGACGACUGGAGCUACGGCGACAACAGCAGCGGCACCAUGGCGCAAGCCGCCAAGCAGCUCCGCAAGAACAAGGACCUAGCGGAGCUCGCAGCUCAGGAGCUGAAGGAUAAGGAGGAGGAGAAGAACAAGAAGAGGAAUCGAUCGAGGGACCGCAGACGCAAGGCGGAUGCUACCACCAGUUUCCUCCGUGCGGCCCGUUCAGGGAACCUGGACAAGGCUCUGGACCACAUCAAGAAUGGAAUAGACAUCAACACAUCCAAUCAGAAUGGGCUCAACGGUUUGCAUCUGGCCUCUAAAGAAGGCCACGUCAAGAUGGUGCUGGGGCUACUACACGCAGGCAUUGUCCUGGAGACCACCACUAAGAAAGGGAACACUGCCCUCCAUAUCGCUGCGUUGGCAGGCCAGGAGAGAGUGGUGGCUGAGCUCGUCAACUAUGGAGCCAACGUCAAUUCCCAGUCACAGAAAGGCUUCAGUCCCCUCUACAUGGCUGCACAAGAGAACCACUUAGAUGUAGUCAAGUUCCUGCUAGAGAACGGAGCCAAUCAGAGCCUUCCAACAGAGGAUGGGUUCACGCCGCUGGCGGUGGCUCUUCAGCAGGGUCAUGAGAACGUGGUGGCCCUGCUCAUCAACUACGGCACAAAGGGCAAGGUCCGUCUGCCCGCCCUGCACAUCGCUGCACGCAACGACGACACACGCACUGCUGCAGUGCUGCUGCAGAACGACCCUAACCCCGACGUCCUCAGCAAGACUGGCUUCACUCCUCUCCACAUUGCGGCUCACUAUGAAAACCUGAGUGUGGCCCAACUGCUAAUAAACAGAGGAGCCAAUGUCAACUUUACACCCAAGAAUGGUAUCACCCCUCUGCACAUAGCCUCCAGGAGGGGUAAUGCGAUCAUGGUUCGACUUUUGCUGGACAGAGGGGCCCAGAUAGAUGCCAUGACCAAGGAUGAGCUGACCCCUCUGCACUGUGCGGCCAGGAACGGUCAUGUGAGGAUCAUCGAUCUCCUGCUGGACCAGGGGGCUCCCAUCCAGGCCAAGACCAAGAAUGGCCUGUCCCCCAUCCACAUGGCGGCCCAGGGAGAUCAUAUGGACUGUGUGAGGCAGCUUCUCCAGUACAACGCUGAGAUUGAUGACAUCACGCUGGACCACCUGACCCCUCUACACGUGGCGGCCCACUGUGGUCACCACCGCAUGGCCAAAGUGCUGCUGGACAAGGGGGCCAAGGCCAAUGCACGUGCCUUGAAUGGGUUCACUCCCCUCCACAUUGCCUGUAAGAAGAACCACAUGCGCUCCAUGGACCUGCUGCUGAAACACUCUGCCUCCCUGGAGGCCGUCACAGAGUCUGGUCUGACCCCCCUUCAUGUAGCAGCCUUCAUGGGGCACCUUAACAUUGUGAAGAACCUGCUCCAUAGAGGAGCUUCUCCCAAUGCCUCCAAUGUGAAAGUGGAGACGCCCCUCCACAUGGCGUCCAGGGCAGGCCACUGUGAGGUGGCACUGUUCCUGUUGCAGAACACAGCACAGGUGGAUGCCAAGGCUAAGGAUGACCAGACCCCUCUGCACUGUGCAGCUCGAAUGGGACAUAAGGAGCUGGUCAAGCUGCUCUUGGAGCACAAGGCCAAUCCCGACUCGGCUACCACAGCUGGCCACACCCCUUUACACAUCGCCGCCCGCGAGGGACACGCCCAUACCACCCGCAUCCUCCUGGACGGGGCGGCCCAACAAACCAAGAUGACAAAGCAGAAAGGCUUCACUCCUCUCCAUGUGGCCUGUAAGUAUGGCAAGGUGGACGUGGUCGAGCUGCUGCUGGAGAGAGGAGCCAACCCCAAUGCGGCUGGAAAGCAGAACGGCCUGACUCCUCUACACGUGGCCGUCCAUCACAACAACCUGGACGUGGUCAAGCUGCUGGUCAGCAAGGGAGGCAAUGCACACAGCACUGCCUGGAAUGGCUACACUCCCCUGCACAUUGCAGCCAAGCAGAACCAGGUGGAGGUGGCCGGCUGCCUGCUGCAGUACGGAGCCUAUGCCAACGCUGAGUCCCUCCAGGGGGUCACGCCCCUCCACCUGGCCUCCCAGGAGGGCCAGCCGGACAUGGUGGCCCUGCUCAUCUCCAAACAGGCCAACGUCAACCUGGGGAACAAGAAUGGACUGACCCCUCUGCAUCUAGUGGCCCAGGAAGGUCACGUUGGGAUAGCAGAUACCCUGGUCAAACAGGGGGCAUCAGUGUACGCAGGCUCACGGAUGGGCUACACAGCGCUUCAUGUGGCCUGUCACUAUGGCAACAUCAAGAUGGUGAAGUUCCUCCUUCAGCAGCAGGCUCAUGUGAACAGCAAGACCAGAGUGGGCUACACUCCCCUGCACCAGGCCGCCCAGCAGGGUCAUACUGACAUUGUUACCCUGCUGCUCAAACACGGAGCCCAGCCCAACGAGAUCACCACUAAUGGGACUUCUCCUCUGGGCAUCGCCAAGCGUCUGGGUUACAUCUCUGUCAUUGAUGUGCUGAAGUUGGUCACAGAGGAGGCCGUUUCCGUGAUCACCACAGAGAAACAUCGGAUGAGUUUCCCUGAGACAGUGGAUGAGAUAUUGGACGUUUCAGAGGAUGAGGGCAUUGCGGCGCUAACAUUAGGUGAUGAGUUGCUGGGGAUGGAUGGUGCCCGCUACCUGAAGCUUGACGACCUCAAGGACCAGGAUGAUGAUUUCCUGUCCCCUAAGAAGACCCUGAGAGACUUUGAGGGUGGACUGGGCACCACGCCAUACUCUCCUGCUAUUCCCAGAAUCCCAUGCGUGUCACCUGAGACCGUCCUGCUGGAGGGGCACACCCCUGUCCCCCUGCCUAAGGAGUAUGAUGAGGACUCUCUGAUCCCCAGCAGUCCUGCUACAGAGACCUCCGACAACGUCAGCCCAGUGGCCAGCCCCAUACACACCGGGUUCCUGGUCAGUUUCAUGGUGGAUGCCCGGGGGGGCUCCAUGCGUGGCAGCAGACACCAUGGGCUGCGUGUCAUCAUCCCCCCUCGGACCUGUGCAGCCCCCACCCGUAUCACCUGUCGUCUGGUCAAACCCCAGAAACUCACCACCCCACCCCCGCUGGUGGAGGGAGAGGGCCUGGCCAGCCGUAUCAUCUCCCUGGGGCCCUCCAGUAUGCAGUUCUUAGGGCCAGUGAUAGUGGAGAUUCCCCACUUUGCUGCUCUGGGUCGAGGGGACCGGGAGCUGGUGGUUCUGCGCAGUGAGAACGGCUCUGUAUGGAAGGAGCAUCGUAAUCGCUAUGACGACGAGGUGCUGGAGACCAUUUUGAAUGGCAUGGAUGAAGACCUAGAGAGUCACGAGGAGUUGGAGAAGAAGAGAAUCCGCCGUAUCAUCUCCACUGACUUCCCCCUCUACUUCGCUGUGGUGUCCCGCGUCCAGCAGGAGAGCGACCUAAUUGGCCCAGAGGGAGGUCAGCUGACCAGUAACCUGGUCCCUCAUGUCCAGGCCAUCUUCCCUGAGACAGCGGUCACCAAGAGAGUUCGGCUGGGGCUGCAGGCUCAGCCAAUCCCAGACGAGCUGCUGACUCGACAGCUUGGUAACCAAGCGACCUUCAGCCCAGUGGUCACGGUAGAGCCACGACGACGCAAGUUCCACCGGCCAAUCGGAUUACGUAUCCCACUCCCCCCCUCUUGGAGGGAGAGUCCACGUGACGCUGGGCAGGGGGACACCACCAGCCUGCGCCUCCUCUGCAGUGUCAUUGGUGGAACAGCGCCUGCCCAAUGGGAGGACAUCACUGGCACCACCAAGCUGAUGUACACCAACAACUGCGCCAACUUCACCACCAACGUCUCUGCAAGGUUCUGGCUGACAGACUGCCCUCGCACGGCCGAGGCGGUGACCUUCGCCAACCUGCUGUACCGGGAGCUGAUGGCCGUGCCCUAUAUGGCCAAGUUUGUGAUAUUCGCCAAAAUGAACGAGGCGCGCGAGGGUCGCCUACGCUGCUACUGCAUGACCGACGACAAGAUGGACAAAACUCUGGAGCUGCACGAGAACUUCAGCGAGGUGGCACGGAGCAGGGAUAUAGAGGUGAUGGAGGGCAUGCCGUUGCACCUGGAGUGCUCUGGGAACCUGGUGCCUGUGAGGAAGGCCACUCAGCAGCCACGUAGCUUCAGCUUCCAAGCCUUCAGAGAUAACAGACUGCCUGUCUCGGUCAAGGUCAGAGACAGCAAUAAGGAGGCCUCUGGGUUCCUUUCUUUCCUACGGAAGUCUACCAAGUAUGAGGACUCUCAGCAUGUGCUGUGUAACCUCAACAUUACCAUGCCACCCUGUGUCAAGGUUGUGGGGAGUGAGGAGCGCAGGCGAACUCUGACCCCGUUGGCCCUGAGGGAGCGCUACAGCGCGCUGAACGAGCCCGGUCUGGUGAAUGCCAUGGAGAGGACCGAGCUCAAGAUCUCCCUCAUAUCUGAACAGCUGGGCUUGAGCUGGGCAGAGUUGGCACGGGAGCUACAUUUUGGUGUGGAUGACGUUAACAGGAUCAGGGUGGAGAAUCCUAACUCGCUCCUGGACCAGAGUUCAGCCCUGCUCAAUCUGUGGGCCGGCCGAGAGGGCAAGAGGGCCAAGAUGGAGAGUCUGUAUGGGGCUCUGAAAAACAUUGACCGUUCAGACAUUGUGAGUUCAGUGGAGGGCCAGCCACAGGCAGAGGCCGGGGCCUCAGAGGAGGGGGCCUGCAGACUGGCCGACCGCGACUCCACCCUGCUCUCCCCCAGUGUUAUCAAUGAGAUCACGGACACAGGUCAUCCACCUGUAGUCUACAAGCCACGAGUUAUUAGGCACCCAUUUUUCAGAAGGGGUUACGGGCUGGUGCAGGAGGAGCUGCUCUCCCCGGCCUCCAUGCUGUACAGCCUGCCCUCUCCGCUGGGCGCUGAGCCCUACUGGCAGGAGGUCUCCAGCCUGGAGUGUGCCCCAAUCGCCACCACCGAAGAAGACAUCCUGAUGGAGAUGUCUGACGUGCAGGUGUGGCCCUCGGGUGUCAGCCCCUCCCUGGUCACAGUGGAGGACUCAUCCCUGGAUGGCAGCAGCCGGGCUGACGACUCAGAGGGGGCCACCCUGUCCCUGCCCUUCAGCCUGGGGCGCCCCAGCAGUGGGGCCAGCGGGGCCAGUGGCUCCAUCAUGGAGCUGGAGGAAGAGGAAGGGGAGGUAGAGGAGAUGCGACAGGAGCCGGCAGACAGGGACAGGGUGAGGGCCAGCGGCGCCGUGCCAAAGGUCAACCUGAAUGGCCAGCUGGGAGGUCAGAGGUCGGAGGGCAGGAGGGUGGAGGUAGCAGCGUCAGUGGCGGGCAGCAGUGUGACUGGAGGAGGAGGAGUAGGGCAGAGUUCAGAGGAAGGGCUUUCUGUUGUUUCAGGACAGCAGGUCUACGCCCAGCUGUGUGAGAUGUCAGGACUGAGCCGAACCAUGGAGCACAACGGAGACAACAGGGUGGUGGGAGGCGGUGCAUUCCAGCCGUACCUACCCGACAAGGACUCCCUGCAUGGCUGGGCGGGGUCGCAGACACCCAGGCUUCCCCGGCAGAGUGUGGAGACGCUGAUGAUGUUACCGGGGUCACGCGUAGCCCAGGAGGCUCUCUUGACGCCGGAGGCGGGGCCCCGGGCCUGGGAGCAGGAGCGGAGGCGGGGCCAGGUCAGGUUUUCACGCCGACUGACCACCUGCUGCUUCCUGUGCCUGGAGGAGGGACUUCCUGUCCAUGCCUGCGAUAGAUAGGACAAUCUUUUAAUUUGGUUUUAAUCAUGAAAAUUCCAACCAUCAAAAUAUUUUUGAUGUUAUGUUUUUGAUGUAUCAUCACCUGAAAUUAGGUUAAUGGGGCAAAGUUGUGUUGUGUGGUUUGUAAACCUGUGUCCUAAUGUCAUUUUGUUAAUUUCAUGUGUUAUAUCCUGAUGUUUUGACACAGAUUAAUGUUGAUAAAGAGGACUAUGCUGUUGAGUUUCUGGCUGAGGAGCAGUUUGUGGACGAACAUGGAAAAGUCGUCACUAG